Molecule: messenger RNA, 820 nt
Organism: Syzygium oleosum
Lineage: Eukaryota; Viridiplantae; Streptophyta; Magnoliopsida; Myrtales; Myrtaceae
Product: cysteine proteinase inhibitor B
Exons: 1
Coding region: 156-584 (142 amino acids)
Molecular function (GO): cysteine-type endopeptidase inhibitor activity
Source: RefSeq, a predicted model, not a curated record
AAUCAUACUCUCUCUCUCUCUCUCUCCCUCUAUAAAUACAAAGCAAACUCACGUAAUCACUUCAUCAUCGGUGUCAUCAAACAAUCUCACCCUUCCAUCUUCGUCAUCAUCAUCAUCAUCAAACAACCACAAGCAGCAACAGCAAACAACAUCGCAUGGCCUCCUCAGUAUUAUUCCUGAUAACCCUCGCCGCCCUCUCCUUCCUCGCCUCCGGAGGCUACGUCGGCCCCCGAGUCGGGGGCAGGACCGCCGUCCCCGACGUGAGGUCGAACGAGAAGGUGCAGGACCUGGGGCGGUACUCGGUGGAGGAGUACAACCGCUUGCAGCGCCAGCGCCGUGGGGGCGGAGGAGGAGGAGGAGGAGGAGGAGGAGGAGGGGGGAACGAGGAGAUCGUGUUCAGGGCGGUGGUGGGGGCGGAGAGGCAGGUGGUGGCGGGGAUCAAGUACUACCUGAAGAUCGAGGGGGUGCAGCGCGGGGCGAGGAAGGUGUUCGAGUCGGUGGUGGUGGUGAAGCCGUGGGUGCGGUCCAAGGAGCUCCUCACCUUCGGGCCGUCCAGGGGCGGAGGCGGCAAGUCCGGGUUUUGAGACGGCUUUCGAGUAACCAAUCCGUCUUUAUUGAGUGAAUAACAACGAGUUCGAUCUUUCCUUUUUUUUCUCUUUGGCCUUUUUGGGUUCGUUUUUUCUUGGUGGGUGUGUUUCGGUCUUCGUCAGGAGUUUUGUUAGACCUUUAGUUUCUGUGUCCCUCUGCCAUGAACAGGUGAGUUUUGAGCUGUGUGUUUCUUGUAUGAAUAUUCUCAAUAAUGAAAACAAUGUUUGAUCUA